AUGCCGAUCUAUGAGUAUUGGAACCAAUGGCCGAGAGUGGUCAGCUCAAAUGACCAAGGAGUACUGAGAGAACAGUGGAACGAGGGAUCAAUCUUAAUCCAACAGCUGCAUUCAAGUAGUGAUAUUCUCAAGGCUAUUCAGGAUGGUCAAAUCACUGCAGAUGACUCUAUUCUACUUUUUUCUAUUGAUGGAGCACAGCUCUACAAAAAUAAGGCUUCAGAUUUACAAAAAGCGCUAUAUUCUUCCUGGUGGUUUAUUCCUGGACUGAAAGGGCCUAAAAACUUGGACUCAUUUAUCUUUCCUGGUUUCUAUCACUUGGCUGCACUCCAAAAAGAAGGGCUCCUUGCAUGGGAUGCUGCUCGUAAUGAUACAGUCACAGACUAUCCUUUCCUUGCCUUUGGAACAGCGGAUAUGGUUGGAAUGGCUGAUAUGUCUGGUACAGUUGGCCAUCAAGGUAGAUAUGGAUGCUGUCUUGCUUGUAUACAACAGGGCCGUCAUAAACCAGGCUGUGAUCACCCAGAUCAAAGCUACUGUCAAUCUAAAGGAACCUCAGAAGAGUUAGCUCAAAGAUACUCUGAAUACUUGUUAAAAGUUCAGCAGUCUAGAAAUCAGACUCAAUAUGAAUCAAAUCGUCUUGAUACUGGGAUAUGUAAACCAACUCUCUUUAGUGGUCUUCAGUCUCAACAUACCUUGGGUAUGCCUGCAUGCUUUCCUUCAGAUCUGAUGCACCUUGUCUCUCUCAAUCUUACCAACCUUCUUAUUUUACUCUGGCAUGGAAAAUUCAAAUGCGACAAGAAUGACUCAAAAACUAGCUAG
Messenger RNA from Heterobasidion irregulare TC 32-1, 816 nucleotides. RefSeq lists its product as uncharacterized. The coding region runs from base 1 to 816 and encodes 271 amino acids. The record is from RefSeq and is a predicted model, not a curated record. NCBI's taxonomy places the organism in Eukaryota, Fungi, Basidiomycota, Agaricomycetes, Russulales, Bondarzewiaceae. The transcript has 6 exons.